Molecule: messenger RNA, 1833 nt
Organism: Lontra canadensis (Northern American river otter)
Lineage: Eukaryota; Metazoa; Chordata; Mammalia; Carnivora; Mustelidae
Product: cationic amino acid transporter 3-like
Exons: 1
Coding region: 1-1833 (610 amino acids)
Biological process (GO): transmembrane transport; amino acid transport
Cellular component (GO): plasma membrane
Molecular function (GO): amino acid transmembrane transporter activity
Source: RefSeq, a predicted model, not a curated record
AUGCUGUGUAAGGCACUUCGCAGAUUUGGUCAAAAGCUGGUACGCAGACGUCCGCUAGAGCAAAAGGUGGUUGAGUUUGAAUUUGGCAAAAGACUGAGCACUCUGGAUUUAGUGGCCCUGGGUGUGGGCCGCACAGUGGGUGUAGGUGUAUAUUUCCUGGCUAAUGAGGUGGCCGGUAAUCAAGCAGGACCAUCCAUUGUGAUCUGCUUUUUGGUGGCUGGCUUAACUUCAUUGUUGGCUGGACUGUGCUAUGCAGAGUUUAGUGCCCGGAUUCCUCAUUCUGGCUCAGCAUAUCUCUACACCUAUGUCACUAUAGGUGAAAUCUGGGCCUUCAUCACAGGCUGGAACCUCAUCCUCUCCUUUGUUGCUGAUGCAUUCAUUGUGGUUCAGGCCUGGAUAUUAACUUUUGACAAUCUGAUUGGGAACCGGAUCUCUGAGACCCAGCAUGAAAGCAUUUCACAACAUGUUCCCCAAGUCUUUGCAGACAAUCUAGGCUACUUUGCUGUGGUCCUUCUGUUGUUGCUCACAGAAAUUCAAAAUCUGAGAUAUCAUGAGUACUACAUAGUUUUCAAAAUGUUUACACUGGUGAAACUUUUGGUACUUGGUUUUGUCAUCAUCUCUGGCUUCAUUAAGGGGGACCUGCACAACUGGAAGCUCACAGAAGAGGACUAUAUAAAGGCCAGACUCAAUGAUACCUCUAGCUUGGGCCCUCUGGGCUCUGGAGGAUUCAUGCCUUUUGGCUUCCAGGGAAUUCUCCGUGGAUCAGCUACCUGCUUCUAUGCAUUUAUAGGUUUCAGCGUUAUUGUUACCAGAGUCAAAGAAUCACAUAAUCCAGUGUGUUCUAUCCCCAAGGGCAUUGUGGUUUCACUGCUCAUCUGCUUUUUGUUGUAUUUUGGUGUCUCUGCAGCACUUACACUCAUGGUUCCUUACUACCAGCUUCGACCUGGGAGCACCUUGCCUGAGGCAUUUCUCCAUAUUGGCUGGGUCCCUGCCUACUAUGUUGUAGCUUUUGCAAUUUAUUGUAGUAUUUUUGUUGGCAUCUAUUGGGGAUUUAUGUUCCCCAUACGUAGGAUGAUAUACAUGAUGGCAAAGGAUCGCCUCCUGUUCCCUUUUCUUGCCAGGAUCCGUACUGGCACAUAUGCCCGUAUCAUGUCCACUGUGUUCUUUGGCAUUGUCGCAGCAAUCAUGGUAUUCUUCUUUGGACUCACCGAUCUUCUGGACCUCAGGUCAGUUGGGACCCUCAUAUCUUAUUCCCUGGUGGCUCUUUGUGUUCUCAUCCUCAGGUAUCAGCCUGAGAGGAGGAAUAGGGGAAAUAAAGCACAGGUGCAGGAGGAGAAUGGGGGAAUUGAAGCACAGGUGCAGGAACAGAAUGGGGGAAAUGUAGUGCAGAUGCAGGAGGAGACUGCACCUGCAGCAGAGAAGCUGAGUUUACAGGGACUAUUUUUCCCAGGCAGCCCCACCCCCACUCCACUCUCUGGCCAGAUUGUCUGUGUUUGCUCUUCACUGCUUGCCCUGCUGCUGACUCUCCUCUGUCUGGUGCUGGCCCACUGGCCAGGUCUGCUCUCUGGAGACCCAGUGCCGAUCACAGUGGUGAUGCUGCUCCUUGUGCUCAUCACUGGGACUACUGGGGUCAUCUGGAGACAGCCACAGACCUCCACUUCCCUGCCCUUUAAGGUCCCUGGUGUGCCUCUCCUUCCACUCCUGAGCAUCUUUGUGAAUGUUUUCCUUAUGAUGCAGAUGACAGCUGACACCUGGGCUACAUUUGGUGUCUGGAUGUUGAUUGGGUUUGCUCUCUAUUUCAGCUAUGGCAUCUGGCAAAGCCUGGUCUCUUAA